Heterostelium album PN500 is the source of this 357-nucleotide messenger RNA. RefSeq lists its product as uncharacterized. Gene Ontology annotation, cellular component: ribosome. The record is from RefSeq and is a predicted model, not a curated record. Gene Ontology annotation, molecular function: rRNA binding; structural constituent of ribosome. Gene Ontology annotation, biological process: translation; ribosomal large subunit assembly. The coding region runs from base 1 to 357 and encodes 118 amino acids. The transcript has 2 exons. Lineage: Eukaryota; Evosea; Eumycetozoa; Acytosteliales; Acytosteliaceae.
AUGAAUAUUGAUAAGAUAUUUAAAUUAGCUAAGGGAUUCUAUGGAAGAUCAAAGAAUUGUAAAUCAUUGGCAAGAGAAAGAGUAGAGAAGAGUUUAGAGUACAACUACGUCUCAAGACGUCUCGUCAAGAGAGAUAUGAGAUCAAUGUGGAUUCAACGUAUCAAUGCCGGUGCAAGACAACACGAUUUAACUUAUAACGCAUUCACCAGAGGAAUGGUUGCCUCAAAUAUUCAAAUAAAUAGAAAGAUUCUAUCAGAGUUGGCAAUCACAGAACCAUAUAGUUUUAAAGCAUUAACAGAUUACGCUAAAGUUACACUCUCUAAAUUACAUGGAACAUCUUAUAUCCCAAAACAAUAA